Molecule: messenger RNA, 4899 nt
Organism: Xenia sp. Carnegie-2017
Lineage: Eukaryota; Metazoa; Cnidaria; Anthozoa; Malacalcyonacea; Xeniidae
Product: tyrosine-protein phosphatase non-receptor type 12-like
Exons: 22
Coding region: 2419-4077 (552 amino acids)
Biological process (GO): peptidyl-tyrosine dephosphorylation
Cellular component (GO): cytoplasm; nucleus
Molecular function (GO): non-membrane spanning protein tyrosine phosphatase activity
Source: RefSeq, a predicted model, not a curated record
UUUAUGUGCACGAAAACAUUUACACAACACAUCCCGACCGCAUAUUUGAAAAACGUUCGCUGUCCAAAUCAUCAUGACGUACUUCCCUUCGUUAUUUUCGGACAAAUUCCAGGUAGAGAAGUAUAUUUGUUUGGACGAAAUUUGUCGACAGAGGAAGGGAGAGUGCGCGUUUCACACAAAAGUCACGAAACUGCGUCUUUGUUUCUCACUUAUAAAGACGAGCGCGGGAAUUAGCUGUCAUUCUAUUCACGCUUUCAUAAGUGAUCAACUUCAAAUCUACUUAAACGAUCAGAUCAACGUAAAAGAAUGUUGCCUUUUACAAGAUUAUUGUUCUGUUAAAAUAAACAACAAGAAGAAAAAAUUUACGUAUAUUUUACAGCUGGGACAAGCGAAUAUUUGGUACAUUUUGUUGACAACAUAGUCUGUGGCACUUAGCUGUUAAAGCCUGCUAUCAGACGAUACUUGCUGGACUAUAAAAUAAUCGAACUCGCGGAUAAUUUACGAAAAACGUUCGUUGACCGAAUAUAUUUCAAGGAGUUUCAUUGAUACAACUCAGUUUUUAUCAGAAAGAGCUAGAAGUAUCCCAGACGGUAGACAUAGAUUGUUGUUCUUUGAGUUUCCAUAGCCUGUUUUUGGUUAUUACUGGAUUUCGACGUUAAUCCUCACGUUUUUUUGCUUAUUGUCGCAGUGUUUUGAGGUUUGUCGCAAUCAUGAAAGUGCAUAUUGUUGCGAAUUUCUCUAAUUUGUCAGCUUAAUGAACCCAUGAACGGAUUCUUAAGUGGACACCGCGAUUAAAUCAAUCGUCUCAUCCUGGAUAUCUACUCACGAGUAUACUGUUUGCCGGAAAUCAAUUUAGGAAGAUAUAUCGUUGUGUCGCUGGUAUUCUUUCAUUACAUUCCAUACACGCAUUAUCAAAGUCGAGCAAUCUCGCUGGGUAACUGAACGGCAUUCAAAGCACCUUUUUGUCAAUUUAAAUAUUCACUGCAACGUUCGACAAGACUCGCGAAGGUGUAAAACAUCUCGAUAUCGACGGUUCGUGCAACUGAAAGAGGAUUCGUACCUCAGGCUAUAAUAUACUAUGUACAAUUCAAGAAAACCUAAAGUGUUAUUUCGACCGGCAAGAUGGUUGAUUUCAUCGUUGCGCUACGGUUUUUUAAUGCCGUUGGCUUGCGGUAAGCGCAUGUUCGCAGAACAGAAAGAUGAGGAUUUUUCCACGCACAUUCAGUGGGUGAACAGUAAAAUAAAGGACCCAAAUUAUCACAUAGAGUCAUUGACAGACCUUGCUCAGGGAACACCUCUGCUCCAGCUUGUUGACAGUUGUAUUAAAAACACGUACAAAUCCAAACACGAAUUUGUGUUUGGCGAAUUGGACGAUUCGCGUAGCCUCAGUUUGGUCAAAGUGAAGGUUGCCGUUACUUUGAUGGAAGCGAAGGGGGUGAUAGGAACUAACGAGUUCUCGCCCGAACUCAUUGCGGCUGGCGACCUUGAACAGAUUCGCGGGGUUGUUGUUAAACUUGCUUUAUUUCCUACAACCCUACCGCGUUGUAAACACACUGCGCACGGCGCAACGAAUGAAGACUGUAGCGACAAUGUUAUCACAGAGGUUUGGUGAUGGAGUAUGUUCUAAGAUCACGAUGAGCCGUAUGCUCUGCUCAGGAUCUGCUUUGGCCAUCCUUGAUUCCUUACAGUUUAGGGUGCUACAAAAAUAGAUGCAUUAAGAUUUUUUAUGCAUUAUCUAGAAUGGGAGUCUCUUCGUGCAAAGACCAUGAUCAUGCGUAUGUUGCCUGAAAGGUGUCUUUUAACUCGACGAAAAACUAAAUGGGGACAACUUAUUGCAUUAGCAACAAUGCUGCGAGGUUUUACAAAAUUGUUUUUAUGCUUUGAUAUUUAUUCCAACGAGUGUAAUUUUAUAUGUAAAUAAAUACGCAUGCAGUGAUAAUCCAGAAUAUAUUGCUUAAAGAUUAGCAACAAGUUGAGAUACCGAUUUAAGCAAACAUCAUUUGCGUUUCUGGUCUUUUUGAACGUCUCAUUUAUUAGCAUGCAAAUUCGUUCUGAAUUCCAAAUAUUUUCGUUUGGAUUCGUAAAUCACGUGGCAACGUAAUAACACGGAAAUAGAAACUAGUCGCGUUUCGCUUCGAUUAUUGUACUAAUAAUAAGGGAGUUGGAGAAACCACUUCCGCCCGAAGCAGUAAAUGUGUCAUUUUUGUCAAUACCAUAUUAAAUAAUAAAUUUAUGACUUUCUGCUACACGUUUUUGCGUACAUGAACUGACCGAGUAACUAUCAAUUUAAGGUUGCUCGAAAUCCUUCAUAACAUUCUGGCUCUUCAAAGGAAUUCAAAAGGAAUUCAAAACAAGCCUCUGAGUUAAGUAUCGAAACGAGCAGUUCACGAUAGCAGUCCAGAAUUGUAUCUUGCCAAAAUGAACGACGAGGUGGAAGAACAAUUUCAUCGUUUCGAGGAGAGAAUUAGAACACUUAGUGAGCUCGAUAAGAAUGGGGUAUCCGGUUUUGCCCGCGAAUUUCAGAAACUUCGACAGAUGUCGAGCCAAUACAAGGAACAAGGAAACCCCGUUUAUGCGACAAAACAUGGACAGCUGCCAGCCAACAAAGUCAAGAAUCGAUUUAAAGACAUAUUGCCAUUCGAUAAUUCAAGGGUUACUCUUCCUUCGUCUGGCGAAGAAGGCUCAGAUUACAUAAAUGCAAAUUUCAUCAAGGGUUUAAAGGGCGAUCGCGAAUACAUCGCGUCGCAAGGUCCGUUGUCACACACGGUCAAUGAUUUUUGGCGAAUGGUUUGGACUUAUAAAGUAAAGGUUGUUGUUAUGCUUUGUAAAGAAGAAGAAAGUAAAAAAAAAAAGUGUCAGCGUUACUGGUGUGAGAGCGACGAACCAACAAUAACUUUUGGUGCCAUUGUCGUCAAAACCGAAAGAACCAUUAACGUACAAAAUAACUUUGUGAUGCGAACGUUGCUGGCAAAAUGUGGAGAGGAAUCACUAAAACUGACGCAAUUCCAUUACACGGCUUGGCCAGAUCAUGGUGUUCCAAAGACCACGUUACCUUUGAUUGAAUUAAUCAAAAUGGUCCGUGAUUGUAGACGUGACAACUGUCCAAUUGUUUUACAUUGCAGUGCCGGUUGUGGUCGAACGGGUACCAUAUGUGCUAUGGAUUACAGUCACUCACUUCUAGAAGCAAAGCGGUACAAAGAAGUCGAUCCAUACCUCAUCGUCGAAAGUCUACGUAAACAACGACAUGCCAUGGUGCAAACGGCGGGUCAGUACGAGUUCCUCGGACACGCUAUGUUGUCCAUGUUCCGCGAAAAACUGAACCUCCCUGCUGAUAUUGACGACGACCACCUGUACGUAAAUGUCGAAUCCAAAUCUUUAAGUUCGGAUUCCGAAUCCGAGCCUAGCUCUCCCCUGCCGCCAAGUAAACAAACGAAAACGCCCCAAUCACCGCCCAGCAAUGAAAAUAAAAUUCAAAAAAUGCCCUCAGGCACACAGAUCGGUCCACCUUCGCCAGCACCUCGACAAAAGGUCGUCAGAAAUGCAAGUUUGUCUAAAACUUACGUUAACGUUAAUCGUGCAAAAACCCUUCCGCCAAACGCAAAUCAAAACAGCAGCAUCCUCGAACAUGCCUCAAGGAAGCCCGAGAGACACUCUUUACCGGCUUUCGUCAUUGAUCAUAAUCCAUCUAGUUUUUACCAAAAUGCUCCAGACAAAAAUCCUCGGUCGCAGGUCUCCAAUAAGCCGAGUCAAUACGAAAAUGUCCAAGUACCCGAACCGUACUCAGCACGUAGUGCUUCGACAACUGCGAAGCAAAUGGCUCAUCUUCGUUCUAACAGCUAUGAUCAAGGGGAUCGCACAUACCACGUCCUUGAGAACCCAACGAACAGUUCUGUUGGCUCUGGUAAAUCAUUACAACAGAUGCUAGACAGGGCCAAAGUUUUGCCGAAUAAUGUUUCAUCUUCAGAUGUGAAUGCAAAAGAUUUGCGAACGACAGCCUCCACUCUGCGGACACUGGUUCCAAGUCUGUGGGUUCUCUUGAUAAACCAUCAGAGUUUGCCAAAUCACGAAAUGCGUUAACGCCAUCUACGCCACAGGCUCCUAAAAGAAGAACGUCCCAGGCGCCAGGGCAGACUAACAUAGGUUACGGGGUAAGAAUUGGGAAGCCUAAAGGUCCCCGCAAUCCACCGAGUAGCUGGAAGGUGAAAGUUCAACACGUAUUUUAAGAUGCAAGACGACGAGGCUUUGGUUUAAAUGUUCUUUAAGAAGUAAAACGUCAAUACAAUCAAUCGUCGUAGUAGGAAAGAAUAAAUAUCGAAAAAAAUUUUUCUCCGUUUACUUGUACUGUGCCAGGAAAUUUUUCCCAAUUGUUUCACGCAUUUCUUGCGUUUUUGUCUCUUGCAGGAGUUUUUAUAGAAAUUAUUAGUAGAUUUAGAAUACAGGUGUAUUAAAUGGUUUAUCACAUUACCCUGUAAUCUGUAUUCUGUGAACUAAACAAUACCAUUUUGUAAUUUGCUAACUGCGUAUCUUUUCAGCAACUAAAAUAUUUCUCCUGAAAUUUUUAAGUUUUGCAGGAAAUUUCUAUUUUUUAAAAUUUGCUGCUAGGAAGUGAAAUGCGCAAGUACAUUUAAUGAUUGUAUUGUUUAGAUGAUAAUAUAAUAAAUCAUCACGCACCAUAUUUAUCAUGACCUGUUCCUAUUUCAACCGUUAGAUUUGCUGACGAAGGUGGAGUCCUAGAAUUUUUACACCAAACAUUUAUAAACUCCUUCGUCGGCCUUAAAUAUCGAAUGAAAGUACAAUUUUCCAUCUUGAAUUUCUAGUUUGUUUCUAAAUAUCGGAGCGUUGAUUUGUCAUUUGUAUAUUUUGGCAUAUCUUAAAUGAAAAUAUUUUUAAAAUGCUCUA